AUGCAAAUGACUGAACCUUCGGACAACAUGAAGCCUGAUCCUGAUCCUCAAGCCGCAUGCGACGAGUUUUACUCGAGCCUCAAUCUCGAUAAUAUGCCUUCCAACCACAAUCUACAAGCUGCCGCAGUAAGGAAUAACACAACAUCGGAGCCAGAGACUACUACAAGAACAGAUGCUCUACAGAGACCCCCAAAGAAGAGGAAGAGAGUUGUGAUAUCAUGCACCGAGUGUCAUAGGCGCAAACAAAAGUGCGACCGUCAAUUUCCAUGUUCGAAUUGUGUCAAUCGUAAUAAACAAGAUGUCUGUCAAUACGAGAAUGAAUCUGCGAGGAAACAACAACUAUUAGACGACUUACGAUCAUCCGAGAAUGGAGAAUAUGGCAAAGGCGCACAGCUGGAGUCUGAUUCCGUCGCAAAAGUUAGUGCUCUAGGAUAUGCAAAAUCAAAUGGGAGCCAUUCCAAUACCACACUGGGAAUUUUCAAGAAGAUUGAGGCCGAGGUCAAUGAUGGAGCGGCUGUGACAUCUCAUUGCGUAUCAACAGCAGAGAACAGUGGACUCCGCGAGAAAUACAAAAGUUUGAUACGACAACUUCCGUCUCGACCAUAUAUUGAUAUGCUUCUAAAGACCUUUUUCCACGAGGUCAACUUUCAAUAUUACGCAUUAGAUGAGGGAACGUUCCGGGAUCACCUCAGAAACUGGAACAACUUAUCUUUCGCAACUCUGAAUAAAGGACCACAGGAACUCCCUGCAGAUCUCCAAUUCUUUCCCGCUCUCCUGUUCCAAUGUCUGGCUAUGGCGUUACUCUUUCAACCACCAGAACACGAUCCAAGUCUGGAAUCUCUCAAAUAUGCAGCAGGAAUGUCUUUUGACGAUCUUGCGGCCGAUUACAGCGAUUCGGGAGUAAGCAUCCUGACAUUACUAGGCAAACGCAAUACUACUCUUGUGACAGUUCAAGCCGGAUUCGUCAGAUCAUCAUAUCUGAAAUAUAGUGGCAUGGUUCCCGAAAGCUGGCAUGCUUUAUCCCAAACAAUCAAAGAUGCUCAAGAGAUUGAAUUGCACAAGGACAACUACCAAACCCAAUAUCACAAGCCCGAAGAUGGAUUUGAGCAUUUAUGGCACCAACAACUUCGAAGGAGAACUUGGCUUGUACUUGCGUUAUGGGAUGUACAUAUGGCAUUAGUUCUUGGUCGACCCACGACGAUAGAUAUGCGUGAUCCAAGGCCACCUUUUCCCAUCGACGCUCCCAUACCAGCGACCAUUGAAGAUCGACGCAAGACUCCUCCUGUGGAACGGUCGCCUACAGAUAUGCCCACACCUCUGACGAUGCUGUUAUGGUAUGUCGAGGUUAUGGCGCCACUUUGGGAUAUAUAUUACCUCGAGAAAGCUGGACCACAACCUAGUGAUGCACUCAAAGUGCAAAAAAUGCACAUGAACAUCAAGCAGAUUCAUGAACUAUGCCCGCCCUACUUCCGAGCUGAAACUCCCGAUACGACUUGGGACUCGCAUCCUGAUUGUUACUGGCUUCCCCCUUGCAGGUUGAUCUUUCAAAAUGGCGGUGCAUUCACAACCAUGGCUCUUCAUAGACCGUAUAUCUGUACAUCAGUUUCGAGUCGCCGUUCGGCCCUUGAAGCCGGUCUCAACAUUCUACGUGUGCAGCGUGAAUACUUUGGUUUGCUACAGACCAAACAUUACAAAAUGUUCAACCUUGUCCUCAAUACAUUCGAUGCCAUCAUUCUCUCAGCCGCCAUCUACAUUUUACAUCCUUUCGAAAAUAGGGAUCUCCUUGACAGCACCCUACAACAUUACGAUUGGGCUAUGGAAAGAUUUCAUACCAUGAUCGGUCGCAAUGCAAUCGCAGAUACGGCGGCCGGUGUACUCAAAGCAAUAAACAUUCGUUUAAAGAAAGCUUUAGGAACCAAACCUCAACCAUCAACCCCGUCAGAUAUCGGAUCCAACCCAUCGUCAACCGUUGCUAGCUCACAAGUCGCACGAUCUGUUACCUCCACAUCCGCAUCUCAAUCCUACAAUUCACCCGCAUCGUCUACAGAUCCAUCUACCAUCUCAUCUGCCAAUUCCGUCAAUGGAAGUCAUUACAAUCUUCCGACCAUACACAACUUGACUUCACCCAAUCCAAAUUCCACCGCCGCUUGGGAGUUCACUGGAGCUAAUAAUAUGAUGCCGCACAAUUUUGAUCUAUCCUCAAUCGCACCCUUACAACCGAUGCAUGAUCUUAUCUUCAAUGACCUGAGCACCAACCUUGGCACCAAUUACGAUUUGCAAUAUUCGGGAUAUCAAGAGGCAAAUAUGUAUGCGCAACCUGAGCCAUGGCAGUUUGAAGGAGAUUUAGGACAAGAUAGUUUCUGGGCCGUCAUGAAUAAUUACAAUCCUUAA
This is a messenger RNA of Sclerotinia borealis F-4128, 2391 nucleotides long. The record is from the annotation of a GenBank genome assembly. Lineage: Eukaryota; Fungi; Ascomycota; Leotiomycetes; Helotiales; Sclerotiniaceae.